Penaeus chinensis is the source of this 1547-nucleotide messenger RNA. RefSeq lists its product as uncharacterized. Lineage: Eukaryota; Metazoa; Arthropoda; Malacostraca; Decapoda; Penaeidae. The transcript has 4 exons. The coding region runs from base 124 to 636 and encodes 170 amino acids. The record is from RefSeq and is a predicted model, not a curated record.
CCUACCGAGAUGGCAAGUCCUUGGAGAGCGCCGUACGUUCCUCCUUCGUCAGAGUAGCGAUCUGGUGCGCCCCUCGGCCCCGCCUUCCUCUCCUGCAGCGGCCUUUGCAACCUUCUUUUCAACAUGCAUUCAGCUAACGGCACUGUGCAGUUCUUGCCUGAGGACUUCGAUCUUCUUAGGAACCUUAUAGAGGAGGUUAUUGAGAACCGAUGCAAGAACGACACGAGCAAGGUCAUUAAGGAGCUGCGAUCUCUGCUGCAACGAGAGAACACGACCGCCAUUGAGAUCGAGGAGCCCUCCUCGGAGGACUCACUAGCGGUUGUUUACAUCGUGUUCGUCCUCAUGUUCUUCGCCGCAUCCCUCCUCGUCAUUAUCAUCAAGUACCUUCGUCGAGAGCGAGAGUCUUCGCGUCUCCAGCAGUUCUACGAAGACUACCUGCAGAACAAGUAUCCCAGCUUAGUGGUGCAUUAUGACGAGACUGGACGGCGCCUUCACCCUCAGCAAUCCUUUGAUUCCACUCGUUAUAGCAGCCCGCCGCCCACGCCCCUCGUCUCUCCUAUGGCCACGCCAUCCGUUACGCCCAUCGCAACGCCCAUGUUGACGCCGACAGACUCCCCUCUUGAAAGUCCUCUCUAAGAAGAGGAGAGAGACAGGGCCAAAUAUAAAUAGAAAAAAUAUGGCAUCGAGACAGCUAAAAAGUUUAUUUGAAUCAAAAUUAAGAUGUUUUCUGAAGGGUAUGACUUGAACAUAUAAUUGUCAUUUAUUUUUUUUUGUCUACAUAAUGAGAUAAAUAUCUGCGUGUAUUUUACAUUUAUGGAUUUGAGCUUUUGUUAUUUACGGGUGAUGCAAUGGCAGCACCAUGAAAAUAACGAAUUUGUAAAUAGUCCUUCAUACUGGUUAAUUCUUCUCUUUCAGUACAUACAAAUCUAGCCAGGGAUAUUAUAUUAUGCCUUACCAUAUGAGGGGAAAUACUUGGUUCAUACGGACAUACUCAAUAUGAAAAAAAACCUUACGUUAAUUUUUUUAUGUCAGAGGUUACAAACGUCUCUAUCACUGUCCUAUAUACCGAAAACUAACCUACAUUUUGCAUACAUGUAGGUGUUGUAUACUACAAGGAUCUUUGCUUACUGGAAUAUAGGCAUGUAUGCUGGUCGAUGUUGAAAUGUGUGACUUGCAAAUUAAUUAAUAAAUAGAUAUGUCAAUAAUGACAUCAACAUCUCAUUCACAAUAUGCAGAUAUCCGACGUCCACCUGUAUUUGCUGGGAAUACAUUUAGUCUUUUAUGUAAUUCGAUGGGUUGUUUGAUAAAAUAUCCCCUCCUACCAAAAUACUGUAUCAUAGCGCUCUAUGACCUUUAAUGCCUUGGCCAUUUAUUUAUUCAAAACAUUACAUUAAACAGUGAUUGAACAUAUUUGAUAUAUGGUACCUGUAUUUCUGUAGUGUCCAGUAUGAUUAUUUUCAGCUAUCUAAUUUCAUCCUUUUUUUGAAGAUUAGUUUAGUUUGCCUGAAUAUAAUAGGUCAGUUACCAACCAAAGAAAGUUUGAUUUA